Messenger RNA from Ambispora gerdemannii, 1572 nucleotides. Lineage: Eukaryota; Fungi; Glomeromycota; Glomeromycetes; Archaeosporales; Ambisporaceae. The record is from the annotation of a GenBank genome assembly.
AUGUACCGAUGCAAAAAUUGUCAAGCCAUGAUUGGCAACACUGUACGAAUAAACUGUGCAGAAUGUCCACAAUUUGAUCUAUGCGUGACUUGCUUUUGCGCUGGGAAAGAAGUGGAAGACCACAAAAACUUUCAUAAAUACCGAGUUAUGGAUCAAUUCACCUUUCCGAUAUUCACACCGGAUUGGUGUGCUGAUGAAGAAGAGCUAUUGAUUGAAGGCGCUCAAACUCACGGAUUGGGAAAUUGGGGAGAUAUUGCGGCCUACGUCGGCAGUAGGACAAAGGAGGAAUGUGAACGACAUUAUCUAGAUGUGUAUCUUAAUGCGAAGAAUUUUAUUCCUAGUAUGGAGAAGAAAUUCGAAAACGUUGACGAGAGAGAUAUGCGAGAGAGAAAGCGCCGGCGGAUGGAGUCUAUACAACAGUUACCACCGAUAAAAGCUAAAACCCAUGCAAAGAGUUUACCAGCGAACCACGAGAUUCAAGGAUACAUGCCAAAACGAAAAGAAUUCGAGACAGAAAUCGAUAAUGACGCUGAGCAGCUCAUUAAAGAACUAGAAUUUGAUAAUGACAUGCCGAAGGGGGAAGUCGAACUAAAAUUGUCAAUGCUAAAAAUCUACAACAAAAAACUCGACCGACGCACCGAAAAGAAACGACUAAUAUUCGAGCACGGACUAGUCGACUUUAAAAAAAAAGCCCUACCAUUUGAAAAGAACGAAAAGAAAUCUGUCACCAGUGCUGCUACUGUUGCUUCUACUGUCGCUGCUGUUUCUACUUCUUUGAUGACCGUUACUGCAAUUGGGGAUAAAGUACUACAAGACAAAGAACGGCAGUUUCAUUCGAAGCUCAAAGUUUUUGCGAAAUUGAUGAAUAAAUCUGAUCAUGAGAAAUUCGUUGAUGGGAUGUUAAACGAGUUUAGAAUACGCGAUGAAAUUUUAAAGUUACAAGAAUGGCGGCGUCAUGGUAUUACCACGAUAAAAGAAGGUGAAAAAUACCAACUUAAUAAAUUGCAAGAACAAGAAGCAACACGAGACCCGCCAACUCGUAUCAUUAUCGGUGCAAGUAGUGAUCGUUUGGCUGCACAAUAUGCAGCCAGAAUACCGCCGGUUCGAAUCGAUAAGCACCACGCUAAUAACAGUAACAAUAAUAUCAACCCCAACAAUUUACGACAAAUGCGAAAACAAUCAAGUCCAAUAGACCUCGACAAUGCAGAAGGUGUUCACAUGCUCACAUCAGCCGAACGAACACUCUGUUCGCAUCUGCGUAUAUUUCCGAAACCGUACAUGGUCAUCAAAGAAAUCAUACUAAAAGAAUACGCACGACGCGAUUUUCGCUUGAAGCGACGCGAGGCCAGGGAACUUAUAAAGAUUGACGUGAAUAAAACUAGUCGUAUUUAUGACUUUUUUGUGGAGAUGGGCUGGAUCCAUUCUCAGACAAAGAUGCCAAAGAUGCCGCUGGUGCGAAAUACUUCUGCUGUUAAUAGGAAUGGAGCGAUUGCGGUCCCGAGUGGGAAUACUGGUGGUAGUGUGACAACAAAUGGAUUUGUUGUGGGGGGAAGUGGCGGUGAUUUGGCAUAA